AUGAAGUUCCUUACAUCCCUUUUCUUGCUGGCUACCUCCGUCAUCGCAGCUCCCGUCGCUUCCGCGAAGGAGUCCAAGCACUUCCACCUGAAGUCUACCGGCGCCACCAAUAACAAUCACAACAACCUAUAUGUCUACGCCUACCACACGGGCGCAGGUCUCAACGAUGCAGUUCUCAGCAAGGAUGCUAGUAUAGCCAGUUCUGUCUAUCUUAACGGGACAAACGCACUCUUCGAUUUGAAGACCGAAUUCCCUUGGGGAAUGAUCGCCACCGGAGACACCAACUAUGCCUCUUGGGAGCCUAUUGUUAUCAACGCCGGCAGUGGCGGUAGCGCAGGAUACUCCAUCAAAGGCGACAACUUCCAAUGGUCGGAACAGAACGGCUUCGGUGGUUGGCUCGUCUGUGAUUGGUUCCACAAUGCGCCCCAGCUAUUCUACUUGAACCGAUACUACGAAGCCGUUAUCCCUUCCUCCUGCUCCAAGGUCCAGUUGAAGGUCGAAUACGUCUAG
Molecule: messenger RNA, 510 nt
Organism: Penicillium griseofulvum
Lineage: Eukaryota; Fungi; Ascomycota; Eurotiomycetes; Eurotiales; Aspergillaceae
Exons: 3
Coding region: 1-510 (169 amino acids)
Source: RefSeq, a predicted model, not a curated record